GACACGAGCUGGCAGGUGCCCGGGGAGGUGCAGGAGGUGCGGAAGCGGCACGAGGCGGAGGAGGAGGAGCAGGCGCGCGCCGCCAGCAAGCUCUCCUUCUCGCUGGCGGGGCGGGGGGGCGCGGGGGCGGCGAGCAAGGCGGGCGCAGCAGCAGGGGGCAAGGCGACGGCGCUUGAGGUGGUCAAGAAGAAGCUGCAGGUGAUUACGGACGCCGACAAGGAGAUGAAGGCAGGCGCAGCAGCAGCUGCUGCUGUCAUGGCUGCUCCGACUGCUGCUGCUGCUGCGACGACCAAGCCUGGAAAGAGCAGUGCAGGAGCACAGGGUGGGGAUGGGAAGGAGGUCAACGCAGUCAACGGAGUCAAGGGAGUCAAUGGGGAGAAGGAGGGCGAAGAAGGCAAGCAGGAGGGAGAGGAUGGUGGAGGGGAGAGGGAAGACGGUGGAGAGGUGGCACAGGGGAAGGAGGGCGGGGAAAAGGGCGGCGGGGAGAAGGAGGGUGAGGAGAAGGAGGGUGAGGAGAAGGGGAGUGAGGAGAAGGGCGGGGCGGAGGUUCCGUUGGAAGAGCUGAGUCUGGAAGAAAGGGCCAUGAAGUUCCGUGUACGUGCUGCCAUGGCCCGAUGUGGUGUGGUGUGGUGUGGUGUGGUGUGGUGUGGUGAAACGUGGCAUGGCAUCGUGAAAGACGGGGUGGCAUGGAGUGGUGCAACAUUUGGUGGCAUUGAGAUGUUGAAGGAGAAGGGAGUGGCGCCAUUCUCCAAGUGGGAGAAGGAGCUGCCCAAGCUCAUCUUCGAUGCGCGCUACAAGGCCAUCCCCUCGCUGCCAGAGCGGCGGGCCAUAUUUGAGGAGUUUGUGCGCACGCGGGCAACAGCGGAGCGCAAGGAGAAGCGGUCGGCACACAAGGCGGCUGUGGAGGCGUUUAAAGCCCUGCUGGACGAGAUGGAGGAGAGCGGGGACCUGACACACGAGUCAACGGUGGAAACGCUGCACGGCGAUGCCAAGUGGGGCUCGGACCCGCGCCUGCUGGCUGCAGCGCUGGAGGACAAGGACCGCCUCGCACUUCUCAAUGAGCGGGUGGUGCCGCUGAAGAGGUUGGAGGAGGAGAGGCAGCAGGAGCGCAAGGAGGCGGCUGAAGAAGCGUUUGUGGAGAUGCUGAAAGAGUACCGCGGCAAGCGCUACAUUGCCCUCUCCUCCCGCUGCAAGCACAGCGAGAAGGGUGCAGCAAUGGCGCGUGGGAAGGAUCAUCCCUUCCCCGUCCCCCACCUACCCACCUCACUUCUGCUUCUCAUUCCCUCCUCACCCGCCCACCUCUCUUCCCCUCUCCCCUUGCAGCUGCGGGAGGAGUUGAAGGAGGAUGAGCGGUACAGUGCGGUGGAGCACUGGGAGGACCGCGAGCGGCUGUUUGACGCAUUCAUGGACACACUGCAGCGCGAGGAGGAGGAGAAGGAGAGGGAGGCGCGCAGGCGGUGGGAGGAGGAGAUAUCGUGGAUUGAUGCUCGGGAGAAGCUGGAGGAGGACGAGGCGUCGUGCUAUUGGAACAAGGAGCUCACCAGCCGCGACCGCCAGGACCUCUUCUACGAGCACAUGGCCCGCCUCAUCAAGCGCGUGCAGAGGGAGUUCCGCGAGCUACUGGAGGAGGAGCUGUCAGUGGCCGCCAUCUCCGAGGCUCGUGAGGACGGGCUCCGCCUCGCCUCCUCCUGGCCCGAUGCUAAGUCCGUGCUUCGGCACCAGGACCGGUACCGCGACCUGGUCCGGCACGAGCGGGAGGAGCUGUGGCGCGAGCAUGUGAGGAGCCUGGAGGGGGAAUUGAGGGAGGCUGGGGUGAUCGAUGACGACGGGCAGGAGGUGGAUGUUGCCGCGGUGAAGAGGGAUCGGAGGCGGAGGAGGAGGAGGAGGGAGAGGGAAGAGGAGGAUGAUGAGGAGGAGAAGAGAGGAGGUGGGGAGAAGGGAGAGGAUAAGGAGGAGAGGGGAGAAGGGAGAGCGUUGGGAGAGGGUGGAGGGGAGGGAGAGGAGGAGAGCAGGGAGGAGGGUGAGAAGGCGGAUGAAGAAGGGGAGAAAGAGGGGAAAGGGGUGGGUGAAAAAGAGAUGGAGGAGGCGGAGAGAGGGGAAAGGGAUGGCGUGGAGGUGGAAGAGGUAGAUAAGGACGAGGAUGAGGAGAGGGAGAAGGAAGAGAAGGAGAACGAAGAGAAGGUAGAGGAGGAGAAGGAAGAGAAGGAAGAGAAUGUUGAGAGAAAGAGUGAACUGGGCAGCAAUGCAGUGGGGGCCGAAGGAGAGGCUCUGGCGGAGCAUGGAGUGGGGAGGCAAGGAGUGGAGCGCGGAGAGGAUGAGGGGGGGAGCGGUUGGGGAGACAUGAACAAGGAAGGGAGCGAGAGGGAGAAGUGGGAGGAUGAUUUGAGGGGCGAGGACGGGGAGACAGGCGGGGGAAUGGCUGUGGCUGUGGAUCUUGGGAAAGAGACGGAUAGGGAGGGAGAACGAGGAGAGGCCGACGAGGAGGAGAAGAGCAAGAGGUCUGAGGAGAGGGAGAAGGAGAGGAGAGUGAAGAAGCGGGUUGAUGAUGGGGACGAGGAGGGAGAUGACGAGGAGGGGUGGGAUAAGGAGCACACGCACAAGCACAGCCACAGGGAGAAGCGAGAGGAAAGGCGCGCGGAAAAGGAGAGGGAGAAAGAGAAGGAGAGGAAGAAGGAGAAGGAGAGGGAGAAGGAGAGGGAGAAGGAGAGGAAGAAAGAGAAGGAGAGAGAGAAAGAAAGGAAGAAGGAAAGGGAGAAGGAGAGAGAGAGGGAGAAGGAAAAGGAGAGGGAGAGGGAGAGGGAGAGGGAGAAGGAGAGGGAGAGGGAGAGGGAGAAGGAGAGGGAGAGGGAGAGGGAGAGGGAGAGGGAGAAGGAGAAGGAGAGGGAGAGGGAGAGGGAAAAGGAGAGGGAGAAGGAAAGGAAGAGGGAGAAGGAGAGGGAGAGGGAGGAGAAAGAGAAGAAGAAGAGGGAUAAAGGACGAGAUGAAGAGAGGGAUGAAAAACGCCGGCACCGGAGGAGGGAGGAUAGCAAGGAGAGUGCAAGGGAGGAGGACGAGGAGACGGAUGAGAAGGUGAAACGGGGAAGGCGACAUGGGCAUGAGCACAAGCAUAAGCGUGAGGGGCGUGAGAGGGGGGAGGAGGAGGAGGAAGGGAAGAAGGAGAAGAGGCGUGAGAGGGAGAAGAAACGAGAACGGCGAAGAGGGCAGGAAUCUGACGAGGACAGGGAGGAGGGGACGAGGACGACACGAAGUGGUAAGGAUGGUGAGAGGGAGGAGGGGGGAGACAGCGAGGGAGGUAAAAGGAAGGAGAGGGAGGGGAGGGAUGAGAGGAAGAAGGGAAGGGAGAGGAGGCAGAGUAGUGAUGAGGACAGGGAGCAUGGUGAGGAAGAGGAGAGGAAAGAGAGGCACAGAGGUGAGGUGAAGAAGGAGGGUCGUGGGGGGCGGAAAAGGGAAAGAGAUGAUUCGGAUAGAGACAGUGCUGAUGAUGGCAGUGCGGAGAGGGCGAGGAGAAAGGGAGUUAGGGAAACGAGGAGGAAGGAUGAGAAGAGGGAUAGGCGGGGAGGAGUCGAGAGGGAUGAUGCUGAUAUGAAGGACAGGAAGAGAGGGAGGAGGGAGGAGAGCAAUGGGGACAGCGAUAGUGGAGAGAAGAGGCGGGGUAAAGGAAAGCACGGUGAGCGAGACAAGGGUGACAGGGACAGCGACCGGGGCGGAAGGCGCGGCAAUCGGAGGGAAGAAGAGCGGAAUAAGGUUAAACGGAUGGAGAAGGGGAGUGAGAGCGUGUCAGAUGAUGAUGAGAGUGAUGGAGAGAAGAGGGGGAAGGAUUGGGAGGAGGAGGAGGAGGAGGAGAGGAGGGGCAAACAGAGGGAUGUGAGGGAGGGCAGGGGAGGGGAGCAUGAAGAGUCUCGAAGCACGGAGAAAGGGGUGAAGUCUCCAGAGAAAAUUAGACGGAAGGAGAAAUCGAGAGAAGAGAGCAUUGAGGAUGAGACGAGGAAGCGAAGGGCGGACGGAUCAGACUCUAGUGGAGGAGACUCAGAGGAGGGGAGUGGGGGUGGUGGGAAGGUGGGGAAUAGGAGGUCGAGGGGAGAUGGCAAAGUGAGUGAUGAUGAGGGGGAGGAUGAAGAUGCGAGGAGGAUGAAGGAGAGACGGAGAAGGAAUGCGGUACGAAAGGGACGGAAGCGAGGGAGGGGUGAUAGCCAGUCGGAUGAUAGCGAUGAGGAGAGGAGGAGGAAAGGCAGGAAGGAAGAAAGUGACAAUGAGAGAGAGACUCCGAAGGCGAGAGGAAGGGAGGAGGAAGAAGAGUCGGAAAAGGAAAGGGCCGCUGCUCUCCGCUAUGGGCCUGAUACCCCUGAGAGCUCCCAUGGUGCUGAGAUGAGCGAUAGAGAGGAGAAGAAGAGUGGUGGGGUGGAGAGGAAGAGUGAUGGGGAAGGGAGAAUUAGAGAUGAGGCAAGAGGCAAGAGAGAAAGGCGUCCGAGCAGUGAAAGGAGCGAGGAGUCGGAGGGGGCGGUUGCAGUGAGAAGGGCGAGAGAGGAGAGGCGAGGGAAGGAGAUUAUUGAGGAUGCGAGUGAGGGACGAGAUACUUCGAAGAAGAGGGAUGAGAGUGAGAGUAGGAGCGGGGGGGAGGAGAGCGGCCGAGAGGAGCAGGAGAAGAGGAGGUUGAUGAAGAAGCGUGAGGAGACCGAGCAGCGUGUUAGGGGGAAGGAGACGUCAGCUGGGAGCAGCAGUGAGGGCGACGAGGGGAGGAGCGCGAGGAGGAGUGGGGACAGGCGUGUGGACAGGGGGCGAGGUGGAAGGAAGGGAGGGAGGGAUGUGAAAGGAGAACGGGAGAGGAGCAGGAGCAGCAGCAGGGGCAGAAGCAGAAGCAGGAGCAGGAGCAGGAGCAGGAGCAGGAACAAGGGCAGGAGCAGGAGCAGGAGCAAGAGCAACGAGAGAAAAAGCAGGACGAAGAGAGAUAGAGAUGAGGAGGAGGAGGAGGAGGAGGAGAGCUCAAAGAAGCAUGAGAAGAAGCAGGAGGGCAGGGGCAGUGAGAAAAAGAAACGGGGCAGCCACUCGGGCGAGAAGGCGAGGCGGAAAGUGAAGGAGGAUAGUGACAGCGAGAGGAGCGGGCGUGUGGAGAGUGAGGGGGGCGGCAGUGAUGGGGAUGAGGGGAAGGCGGUGAGCAGGAGGUCUGAUAGGAAGGGCAGCAGCAGGAGGCAUGAGACGCAGUCUCGUGGGAGGUAUGAGAAGGAGAGAGGUGAGAGGGAAGGGAGUGUUGGCAGCAGAGAUGGCAGCAGGGGGAGUGGAAGAGAGAGGUAUGAGGAAGGGGGCAGACGUAAGGCUGGUGCCAGUGGGCGGGAGCGGGAGAGGAGCAAGGAUAGGAAGGGAAGUGAGAGUGAGAGUGAUAAGGAUAGGCGCAGGGAGAGGGAGAAGCGCAGGCACAGUGGGAGGAAGAACAAGCGGGAGAGUGAUGAGAGUGAUAGUGAAUCGGAGAGGAGAAGUGGAAGGAAAGAGCGAAGGGAGAGGAGGAGCGGAGGAGGUAAGGGGAGGCAUCAGGAGAGGGAGAGGGACGGGAAGAGCCGUGGGAGUGGCAGGAGGGCCAGGGAGAGGGACAGUGAUAGUGAACGGCGCAGUGUGAGUGAGAGUGGGAGUGAGUGA
Closterium sp. NIES-65 is the source of this 5628-nucleotide messenger RNA. The record is from the annotation of a GenBank genome assembly. NCBI's taxonomy places the organism in Eukaryota, Viridiplantae, Streptophyta, Zygnematophyceae, Desmidiales, Closteriaceae.